CCACGGAGAGGCCGUGUAGAAUGACUACUUCUCGGAUCGACUGCUCGGAACUCUGAUUAUCGAUGAAAAGAUUUCCAACUAAAUACCUCGUUCGCGAUCUUGGAUAUCGAGGGUGGCACUCGUACAACGCGUGUUGCCGGGAUUAAUCGAACGUUUCAGUGGAGUUUGCAAAAGGAACGAGGUGGAUAUCGGUCGAUAGAAGACACUCGACUGUGCGAGUCGUUCGCCGGACCGUUAACCGAACGGGAAGUGCAGCCGUUUAAUUCGCUUGUAUUCGCCGGCUUAAUCGGCCGGUGAAAUGACGGUCGUAAGACACCACCGCCGGAACUAGUGACGCGCGAGUGAACCGAGUGCGAUCAGGAACUGCGGCCAACUGUGACGAGAAACUGUGACAAAUGGUUCAGCCCGUACGCACGGAGAACAACAACUCCGCCUUGGACAUGGAGUCGCUCGAGGAGAUGCUUCGCAAGAAGCUCUCGGAGCUCGAGCAACGGGUGCAAGAGGCGGAAGGCCGAGCCGACGAGGCGGAGGACAAGGUACGGAUGAUGGAGGAGCGGUUAGUGAAGGGUGAAUACUGCUUGAGCACAUCCGGUGUUGGUUCUCCACCCCAUUCGCUGCCGUCGACCUCCGGUACGCAGAAUGACAAGAUCGAGGAUGUCCACUGUGCUUGCAUUUCGAAGCUAGAAACUCAGGUCGAGGAACAGAGACAGCUGCGGCUUCAGGACGCGAGGCAGGUCGAAGCGAAAGCCGCGAGAAUCAAGGAAUGGGUGACAAAUAAGUUGAGGGAACUGGAGCAACAGAAUCAGCAUCUAAGGGAACAGAAUAAUAAGUGUAAUCAACAGUUGGAACUGUUGAGAAAUCACAUAACCAAUAUCGGCCUGAAACCACCUGCACCUGCAAGAGCAUCCUUAUCUCUGGAAGUGGACCCCACGUUACGCAGACGAUCGGAAAGCCUGGAGGGGACGCCGCAAGCAGUACCGGAAAGCGUGCAGAGCGCCGUAGCGGAACCGCAAGCUGGUACCAAGCACCGAAGACACCUGUCCGCCUGUGGGACUAUACAACGAGGGAUCACGACCACCAACAUGGACUCGAGCUUGCUAUCGGAGGAGCUCGCCGCGGCGGUGGAGAAUUUGGUCAUGUUGCCGAAUAUACCCGGUGUCUCGGAGACGAGCAGAGACAGCGGCAGCUCGGAGGCUAUUCACGAUUACGCGGAGAUCUAUACACCGAGCAGAGAAGGAAUGAACUGGACUCAAAGUACGCAAGGCCCUCGACCACCCACUCCGCCUCUGCACCGAUUUCCCAGUUGGGAGGCAAAGAUAUAUCAGGUAGCGGAUGGCGGGCUUGGCAUCGGUCCACCGACGAACGAGGAAUCCGCGCCCUCCACGAUGACCAACACAACCAGCUCGUCGAAACAUUCCCAAGCGACAGGACACAACUUGACUGCGCACAACUCCCAAGGCUAUUGCGAUAUUUCAGUUCCGGUCUAUGCAACGGUCAAGGGGCGAGCCAGUCAGAUUAGGUCAAUGCCGUUUGGUGACAGUUCCGACGAUAGUUCGGACGGCGAGGAGCACCCCAAUCAAACGGAAACUAACACGAGAAUCACCAACAGCUCUUCGGACAACACGGAUUCUUCGCUCGGUAGCGGAAGUAGUCCAUCGAAGAGCGUUAAAACCACCAGCAGUCUCAGUCCCGCGAAGAGAAGCUCUAGCGGCUCACCUAGCAAAAGCGUGAAACGUGAUACCUCUCUGGAAUCUGGUCUGUCGGAGGACUAUGCGAUACCUCCCGAUGCUCUGAGCUCCACGUCCUUCGAAUCUAGUAUGCCUAGUUUGUUAAUGCGGGUUUCUGGUGAAAGUCCCAAGCGGCAAGAGUCUUUGGAAAAGACCGGCCACCUUGCGAAACUCGGUGGUAAAUUGAAAACCUGGAGAAAGAGGUGGUUCGUUUUGAAAAACGGAGUGCUCACCUAUUGGAAAAGUCAAAACGACGUUAAUCGAAAACCUCAAGGCCAAAUUGUGUUGGACGAAGUGUGCAGGAUAAACAGGGCGGAAGGUGCUGCCACGUUUGAGAUAGCAACAGGGAAGAAGACGUAUUACUUAACUGCAGAUUGUAUCGCAACAAUGGAAGACUGGAUAAGGGUUUUGCAAAACGUACAAAGGCGAAACGCGACGAAACUUUUGCUCAGUAAGGAAGAUAACAAACCUACGAUACAGGGGUGGUUGACGAAGGUGAAAAACGGGCACGCUAAGAAGUGCUGGUGCGUCCUCAUUGGAAAAAUGUUCCUUUACUUUAAGUGCCCUAAUGAUACGAAUCCUAUUGGACAGAUAAAUAUGAGAGACGCUAGAGUAGAAGAGGUCGAGCACGUGUCCGACAGCGACAGCGAAGAGAGAGACGCUGAAUGUCCUCACGAAAGAACAAUCGGUAUUUUUCCUACCCAUCAAGGUCCUACAUACUUGCUAAUGCCUCACAAGCAAGAUAAAGACAAUUGGUUGUACCACUUAACGGUGGUAUCCGGAGGCGGACCUAGUGCCGGAACUCAGUACGAACAGCUAGUGCAAAGAUUGAUGGAAACCGACGGAGAUCCUAGUUGUGUCCUGUGGAGACAUCCGCUGUUGCUCCACACGAAAGAAAACAUCACUAGCCCACUGACCAGCUUGACAUCCGAAGCCUUGCAAACCGAGGCUAUCAAGCUUUUCAAGGCUUGUCAGUUGUUCAUGUCGGUGGCAGUGGAGCAAGCAGGCAUAGACUACCAUGUGGUAUUAGCGCAAAACGCGUUACAACAAUGCAUAGACCAGCCUGAAUUACAGUCUGAAUUCGUAUGUGCAUUGGUAAAGCAGACAAGUCGUCACACUCAACACCGUUUGGGCGUACAGGUAAAAAAGGCCGCCAGACUUGUGUCGCUGGGUACUGCGCGCGUUCAGCUCCUUCUCUGCGCCACGCAAUCGCUGUUCACCUGCGAUACGCAAAGUCCCGCGGCAAAUGGCAGCGGUGAAAAUGCGGACGCACAAUCGACGGCCUCCACUUCUCACAGUCCUCCGCUCAUGCAGGGCCACUCGACGUCUACGAUAUUGGACUGCAAAACUAAUCCCGCCCAGUACGUUCUUAUCCAGGGAUGGCAGCUGCUCGCCCUUGCUGUUUCUCUAUUCCUACCAAGAAAUAAUCGGCUACUCUGGUACCUGAAGUUACACUUGCAAAGGAACGCCGACACCAAAACGGAAUGCGGCAAGUACGCAGCCUAUUGCGAGAGAGCGUUGGAAAGGACAUUGCAAAACGGCGGAAGGGAAGUGAAACCCUCGAGAAUGGAGGUCCUAUCGAUAUUAAUGAAAAAUCCCUAUCAUCAUUCCCUGCCGCACGCUAUACCGGUUCACUUCUUGAAUGGCACGUAUCAGGUUGUAAGCUUCGACGGCAGCACAACGAUAGAGGAGUUUCUAAAUACUCUGAACCAGGAGAUUGGUUGCCGAGACGUUCAUCAAUCAGGUUUCACGUUAUUCAGCGAUGAUCCCAUCGAGAAGGAUCUUGAACACUUCAUCGAUCUUCAAGCAAAACUUUGCGAUAUAAUUUCCAAAUGGGAAACCGCAUUGAGAGAAAAAGGUUUAGGAAAAUUCGAGAAUACCAGGGUAAUACAGUUAACGUACAAAUCGCGAUGUUACUGGAGACAAGCAACUAAGAUGGAAACCGACAGGGAAAGGCUUCUUCUGUGUUAUCAAGUUAAUCAACAAGUCGUACAAGGCAAAUUUCCAGUAAAUCGAGAACUUGCAUUUGAGCUUGCGUCGUUAAUGGCACAGAUUGAUUUUGGAGAAUAUAACAACGACAAAGCCCGAGGAAGCGGCCCAGGAAGCAAUCCUCAUCAUCUGGUGCUGCAAGCUUUGGACAAAUUUUAUCCCAUACGAUAUCGGACAAACAUCACUUCCGAACAAUUGAGAGAACUGCAAGAAAAACUGCAAGAAAAAUGGAUCGCGUUAAAAGGUCGUAGUGUAUUAGACUGUGUUCGCAUAUAUCUAACUUGUACUAGAAAAUGGCCUUUCUUCGGAGCUACACUAUAUCAAGCAAAGUUGAAGCAAGCUGAACCGAUAACCGUAUGGAUAGCCGUUUCCGAGGAUAGUGUUACUCUACUGGAACUACAAACGAUGGCAGUAAUGUGUCGUUAUAAUUAUGCAAACAUAGUUACAUUUGGAGGAUGUUUGGACGAUUUUAUGCUGGUCGCUUGUCCUGAUGAAGGUGCAGCUGAACAAAAACUUCUGUUUGCUCUUUCGAAACCUAAGAUUCUGGAAAUAACAUUGUUGAUUGCCGAUUAUAUGAACGCUUUGGGACAUACUUUGCCUGGCACCCCACAAAUGAAUACGUUAACCCGUAAUGGAUCUCACCGAUCCAUAAAAUCGACCUUAAGACCCACGACUGGUUCGGGCUGUCUUCCAACGCAACCAGACAUUUUAAAGUCGACGCCAGACCACCAAAGACCUUAAAAAAAAGACUGGUAAAUCGAUUUCGGAAAAAGAAGCAGGGGAAUACGGCAUUUGGUUCAUGAAAGUCUGAUCCUGCCAAGGCACUAACUUUAUACUACAGGUUGUAUUAUAAGAAUCUGCGUAAAAUGAUACACUGGACGACGCUCAGCAACGUGUACGCUGUAGUUGAUUUUAGUUGCGUUUUGUGUAAAUUAGAGAUGAUGCUUGACAGACAACGUUUUUGUGUAAAUACCUGACGGCAUGCAAAACUCUGUAGUCCACGCGAUUUGAACGUGGGUGACUGAAAUUAAUUGAAAACGAUCUGCAACACUGCCUAAAAUAAAUUAGUAUGUCUGAAAUUACAUCGAAUAGUUUCAUUAAAAAAAAAAAAAAAAAAAAAAAAAAAAAAAAAAGAAAAAGAAAAAAAAAAGCUAAAGCAUCGUGCUGAAACUUUUUGCUACCGUAUUUAUAUACCAAAUUCAAAACGUUUAGCAUAAGAUAAAGAAACAGAAGUGGUGUAUCACGUGUGUAUAUAAUUAAUCGGAGUUACUGGAUGUUUAGAAGUCUAGUGAAUGAUGCAGCGAUACCUUUGUCUUUAAUGUGAGAGUACGUCGACAAAAUUCUUAUUUCUUGCCAAAUCGAUCGCAAUACGUUAAAUGUACGAUGAACUGCAAUUGAUUUGCAGUUACGAACAGAAACAAACACAUGGAUAUAAGUAUUCAAAUUUUUGAAAUAUAAAGAUAUUUCAAAUGUAAUAUAACUGUAUUUAUUGUCACUGUAAAUUUGGAAUUCAAUUUUAAUGAUUGCAUUAUUCGUAUAACAGUCUGUUUUAACUCUAAGCUAUUGUACAUGAUUUUUUAUUACAUUCAUUAGUUACUUUUUUUAUAAUGAAUUUGAGAAAUGCAAUUGAUUAGUGACAAUAAAUACAGAUACUAUUAAAUUUAAGUCUGGUUGAAUUGAAUGAAGCUCAAUCAUAAGAGAAAAAAUUCUUUGUACGGAAAGUGACAAACGCAAUUUACACAUUAUCAUGUUAUUUUGAUAACAGCUAGUCUCAUAUUUUAUAUUUAUUUAAUGUUUAAGCAAAUAGGUUCAUUUUAUAAGGACACGACCAAAUAGAUGUAAUGGGAACGCGUUUUCUUUAAUAAUUAGUAUCGUUCCUGCGGUAACAUAUGUGCAACAUUUUUGUACUAAUUGAAAGAUGAUCCCAUCACGUAUAGAAGUUUUGUACUCGCUUGACGUGUCCUACAUAACUAGCAAAUGUCUUCCUUCUCUUUAGUAUCCAGAAAUAAAUAAAAGUUGAAAGUAGGGCUUUCGUGCAAUAUGUACAAGACUUCUAUAAUUUGAUAAUUCCUGAGAUAGGCUGAGUGUGACUGUGCCUCUCUGAGCAGUAUAGACAAAGUAACUCUAUGCACGGCUUUGUUUAGCGCAUUGAAGAUUUAUAUAAAAUAAAAAAAAAAAAAAACGAUAGAACCUCAGAUUACUGGGAGCAGUACAAAGAUAUGCAAGAACGACAUUUUGUCUUUAAUUUUUAUAAUAUGCAAUGAAAUGCUACUAUUUAGGUGCUUAGCACCUUUGUAUCAUGAUGCAGUAAAAAAAAAGUCACUGAUCUGUAAAUAUCACCUUAGACUUAAGUUUCUAAAUAUAAUAGAAUGAGAAGAAGGCAGCUGAUAAAGGCUAUAAAGUUGUGGUAGAAAUUUUCUUGCGAUCAUCUGGCUGUCUACGGAAUAUUCUACUGAGCCUACCACCUUACAUUUCUAUUUAUUAUUUAUUCGCAUAAAAACGACGCAUAAAGGCACGAGCGGUGUAAGCAUUGUACUAUUGUACAGGGGAAAAAAUAAACUGCUCGGAUCUAUAUUUUAA
Frieseomelitta varia is the source of this 6296-nucleotide messenger RNA. RefSeq lists its product as uncharacterized. Bases 396 to 4457 code for a protein of 1353 amino acids. The record is from RefSeq and is a predicted model, not a curated record. Lineage: Eukaryota; Metazoa; Arthropoda; Insecta; Hymenoptera; Apidae. Gene Ontology annotation, cellular component: cytoskeleton. The transcript has 22 exons.